Molecule: messenger RNA, 1247 nt
Organism: Pistacia vera
Lineage: Eukaryota; Viridiplantae; Streptophyta; Magnoliopsida; Sapindales; Anacardiaceae
Product: high mobility group B protein 7-like
Exons: 5
Coding region: 86-556 (156 amino acids)
Source: RefSeq, a predicted model, not a curated record
UUCAUUUUCCCUCUCUGCAGUGUCUAUUAAUUUCGCUUAAAUUCAUUUCUAUUUUCUCAAUUGUUCUCUGAAAGAAGAAGAAGAAAUGGCAGGUGGGUCGUCGAAUUCAAACGCACCGAAGCCUCGAAAGAGAGUGGAGGCCGAAUCUUCGGCUUCUUCUUCUCUUGUUCGUGCCAGAGAUGGCAGCGCUUUCGCCAAAUGUGAAGAGUGUAACAAGAGUGUUCCAGUGGUGCUAAUUAGUAUGCAUAGUUGUAGUCUUGAUGCUAAAAUCAAGAUGAAUUUGGAGGCUCAAGUUGUGGAAAAGCCCACUGAAGUUAAGAAGAAAUCUGUGGAAAGGAAGAAGCCAACUUCAACUGAACCAAAACCAAAGAGACUCAGAAAGGCUGCCAAAGAUAAUUCAAACAAGCCCAAACGCCCACCUACUGCUUUCUUCCUCUUCAUGGAUGACUUUAGAAAAGAAUACAAGGAAGCAAAUCCCGAGUCCAAGGGUGUAAAAGAGGUGGGUGUGUUAUAUGUUUCUGAAUUGGUGGUUCAAUUAUGGCAUGUUCAAUUUUAAGCAUUGUGAUUAAGUUUUGUGGGUUUGAUUUUGUUUGAUGAAAUGUAGGUUGCGAAACAGGGUGGUGAGAGGUGGAAUAAUAUGAGUGAAGAAGAGAAGAAGCCUUAUCUUGACAAGGCUGCUGAGCUUAAAGCAGAGUAUGGGAAAGCCUUGGAGAGUAAUAAUGAUGCCGAAAAUGGAGAUGAGGAAGGAGGUUCAGGGAAGGAAGAUGCUGUUGAGAAAGAGGAUGAAGGUUCAGAGAAGGAAGACGCUAAUGAGAAAGAGGAUGUUGCAGAGAAGGAAGACGGUAAUAAGAAAGAGGAUGUUGCAGAGAAGGUUGAGCAAGAAGAGGAAGAAGUGUUAGAUGAUUAUUAGAUGGUAAGUAGGAUAUGAUGCUUCCGGGAAUCACAUGUUAAUUUUUGUCCUCGGAAUUACUGUGGCCCUGUUCUGGGGCAUUGUAAAUUUUUAUCUCCCUUAGUGAAUGAAUUUAAUCAGAUUUUUCAGAUUUGGUCAAAGUUUUAUGGUCUCUUAAUCUUCAAGCAUCAUUCUGCAAUUCACCAAAUCGUAAUCAUGCAUAAUUGAAUUAGUCUUCAAGCAUCCUCUCUGUGAUUUGCUGAAUUGUAAUAAGGUUUUGUUGCAUUCAUGACAUUUGAUUGUUUCAAAUAGAUCUAUUUGAAUACAGUAACUGGAUAGAUGAUUGGUUAUGGGCCAA